Molecule: messenger RNA, 2368 nt
Organism: Drosophila simulans
Lineage: Eukaryota; Metazoa; Arthropoda; Insecta; Diptera; Drosophilidae
Product: probable G-protein coupled receptor Mth-like 4
Exons: 9
Coding region: 16-1659 (547 amino acids)
Biological process (GO): G protein-coupled receptor signaling pathway; cell surface receptor signaling pathway
Cellular component (GO): membrane
Molecular function (GO): G protein-coupled receptor activity
Source: RefSeq, a predicted model, not a curated record
ACAUAUGAGUGUACCAUGACUCAAUUUUUUGUUUUCGACGAUCAUAAGCUUAAGUUCAGUUUCGAGUUUUGCGGGGAUCAUUUUGCUACUAUAUUUCUAAAUAAAAUGCGGAUCAUAGAUGUUUUGUUAAUCGCAGUUCUUUUUCUGCUGAUGCCAAAAUCAAAUGCCGAAAUUCCCGGUUGCGACUUCUUUGACACCGUAGACAUUUCAAAAGCGCAAAGGUUCUCGAACGGAUCGUACCUCUACGAAGGCUUGCUGAUCCCCGCCCACUUGACUGCUAAGUAUGACUACAAGCUCCUGGCCGACGACUCGAAGGAGAAGGUGGCGAGCCACGUACGAGGAUGUGCCUGCCACCUUAGGCCCUGCAUCCGGUUUUGCUGCCCCCAGUACCAAAAGAUGGAUUCGGGCGUAUGCUGCGGCGACAUGACAGAGGACGAACUGAACAAGCACGAUCCCUUCGUGAACGUGACGCUCAGCGACGGGUCGGUGGCCAGGAGACACUUCAAGAACCUGAUCGUGCAGUCGGAUCUGGCCAAGCCCGGAUGUCCCGAAAUGUACUUUAUGAAUCACGAACUGCCGGGCAACGAAUUCACGCUGUUUGAGAAUGGAUCUCUUCUGCGUCACUGGGACAAUGCGGAACUGAGCAAGCGGGAGUACUGCGUCCAGCAUCUUUCAUUAAAUACUGAUAGUAUCCGAAUUGCACCCCACUUCUGUCCACUUUCGUCUGAGCACUCCAGAACGUGGAAGACCGUUGCGAUUGUGAUAUCCAUGAUAUGCAUAAUCCUAACGAUCAGCGUGUACCUCUAUGUCAAGAAGCUUCGCAACCUGCACGGAAAGUGUUUCAUUUGCUACUUGGCCUCCUUGUUCCUGGGCUAUCUCUUCCUGCUCCUCAACGUGUGGAAAUACUCCUCCGACUUCUGCGUUACAGCGGGGUUCAUGGGCUACUUCUCCGUCAUGGCCGCGUUCUUUUGGCUUUCUGUGAUUGGAAUACACUUGCGGAUUACGUUCAGUACACCCUCUAACGGUUUGAACCGAUUCCUGCCAGAUAAUCCGUUCAGUGCAUACAACAUAUAUGCCUGGGGCAUACCGCUACUCAUGACUGCAAUCACCUAUAUAGCUGACCAGGUAGUUGAUGACAAGAAUUUGAGACCCCGCGUGGGCGUCGGCAAAAAUUGUUGGAUCUACACUGGGGAUAUGACUGUCAUGAUCUACUUCUAUGGCCCGAUGCUGUUGCUAAUCGCUUUCAACAUAACAAUGUUUGUCCUUUCGGCGCUUGACAUAUAUAACGUAAAGCACAGUGUGAAUGGCUUCGCCAAAAAGCAAGAAACAAACCAACAGCUAAAUGACCAACAAUUGUUUACUAUAUUCCUGCGACUUUUUAUCAUCAUGGGCUUGUCGUGGAGCUUUGAGAUAUUAUCCUUUUUGAUGAGCAAACAGCAAGCUUGGGCUGAGGCUUUAAAGGUGGCUGACUACUUUAACUGGUCCCAGGGUACUAUCAUAUUCGCGCUUUUUAUUUUAAAGCCUAGCGUUCUAAAACUGCUAAUACCAGGGGGUCGAAACCUCCCAGGAAGUCACCAUAAUUCGAGAUCAAAAGCAGCUCGAGAUAAUUCAACGCAUACGGCUUGUGAAGGAUCGAUUGCGGAUCCAAACGGAGUGUAGCUUUAAUUGAAGGUCGUAGACGAAGAGUCGCUUGGAAUUCAGUAAGAUGUAAUGUCUUUGUAAUUGAUCACAUUAUUUUGAUUUUCUGUAGAGCCAAAGCUUCUAAAAAAAUGUUUGUGUCCAAGGCAAUACAUAAUUUCUUGAUACACCCUAUUCCUGCGACUCUUCAUUAUCAUGGGCUUGUCGUGGAGCUUGGAAAUAGUCUCGUUUUUGUUGAGCAAAAAGCAGGCUUGGGCCAAGGCUUUUAUGGUGGCUGACUACUUCAAUUGGUCCCAGGGCACCAUCAUAUUUGUGCUCUGUGUUCUGAGGCCCAGCACACUGAAGCUCCUGAAGGAACGACGUGCCAUCAAAGCGAGAUCAAAGCAACUUCUACCCGGAUAUGCACAGAUGUUAUAACCACGAAUACUCGGCAUGGAGGAUGAAAUCUCAGGGAAAUCCUUUUCGGAGCAGCACUUACACUCUCUCGCAGUAUUAAUUUUUAAAAUUGGUAUUGCUUGUACUGCCUCAAUUUCUAAAUAUUCAUUUAAAGAACUAAAAAUAAUUAUAUAAUGACUUGUUAUGACAAUGACUAACUAAAAAUGUAAAUUCCUGCAUUUUUUUUUAUAAAUUACGAUUAAUUCCUACCACAGAAAAGUGUUUCUAGUGACUUUAAAAUAUUACUUAUUUAGGAUGCUAAUAAUAAAAUUAAAGAUUGUGAAUCAAGAGAAAC